AUGCCCUCUCUUCAGCCAUCGCGCAUCCCUCCCUAUCACCUUGGGAGACGGGUCAAUGAGAAAACCGAUCGGAACCUGAUUCUUCUCACCACAACCCUAGUGAAUUUCUUAGAUCUAUUCCAGCUCUCCGCAGUUCUGUUUGGGCUGCCAGACAUUCAACAAGCCCUUGACUUCACUUCUGAAAAUGUCAAUUGGGUACUAGUUGUGUACAGUAUCACGUUUGCGGCCUUGCUCUUGAUUGGGGGUCAAGUAGGUCAAUGGCUGGGGCUAGAAAAGACCUUUAUCGCAGGUACAGCAGUUCUCACUAUAUCAAAUAUCAUCAACGCCGCUGCGAAGAACAAAGCCACCCUGCUCGCUGGUCGUGCCAUUUCAGGUAUUGGGGCAGGUUUAACCGCAAUUACUAGUUUGUCCGCACUAACUUUCCCAACUCAGGCUCCAAACGGGCUUGCCAUCAUCAGCAGGACGUUUCCUGACGGAAAGGCACGCAACACAGCAUUGGCCAUCUACACGGCUUGUGCGCCUCUGGGUUCCACGAUUGGUACCGUCGUUGGUUCUCUCCUCUCUUCUUCUUCAGUUGGGUGGAGGUCCAUCUUUUGGAUUUGCAUUAUUUUGACCGGACUAGCCCUUAUUUUAGCCUGUCUAUUCCUACCAAAGUUCGACAGAACUAGUGAUCUAUCCAUUGACAUCCUCGGCGCUGUUGUAUUUACCAUUGGAGUUGCGCUGUUGGUAUACGGAGUCAAUGAUGGUUCAAGAUCUGGCUGGCGCUCAGCCCCCGUACUCGUCGGCGUAAUCCUCGGCGCAUGCAUUUGCAUCUCGUUGGUCUUCAUCGAGACCAAAGUAACCAACCCAGCUAUCCCUCGCUAUGUCUGGAGGUCGGGCCCGUUUGCACUCAUGAUGUUUGCCAUAUUUGCCUUCGGUGGCAGCUUCAGUGCCUGGUUCUUUAUUGUCACGCAACUGUGUGUGAACCUACUAGGUUACACGCCCGUCCUUACUGCUGUGUAUUUCUUGCCAGGCGCUUUCUCUGCGAUAGCUAGUGGGGCUCUGUCCGCGCCAAUGGUCAGGUUGAUCGGGGAAAAGGGGACUCUGGUUCUCGGCCUCGUAAUAACGGCCUGCGGCGCUGUAUCUUGGGCAUUCGCAACGCCUGAACGAGCUGGUGGAACGUACCACGGGGGGGGGUAUUGGUAUUCAAUAGUGUGCGCGAUUUUGUUUGUUUGUGGCAGCCCGCUUGCAAUGGUGCCGGCUCAGAGCAUUUUGCUUCGUCACGUUGAAUCUGGUAGUCACGCUGUUGCUGCUGCUUUAUUUAACACAGCAUACCAGGUGGGCGCCAGCGUGCUCCUAGCAGGGGCCAAUGCUUUGAUGAAUUCGCAAAGAGAAUCCAUCGGGGACAUGGAAGUAGUGGCUAUGGAAGGGUAUCGCAAUGCGUUUUGGCUACUUACUGGCGUUCUUGGAGCGGGAUCUGUACUGAUUGCAGUGUGUUACUGGCCCAAAGCAACGGAUGAGGCUCCGCCCAAGGAAGCAACGGAGCCUAACAGCCACCUAGCAAGUGCUGAAAAGGCAUGAGUGCCGGUGAACCUCGAAGAUCUAUACUGCACUGUCUUGGUGGAUUUCUCAAGCUAUGACUGACGACCGAGGGAGGGCAGUGUGAGGAGGGAGUAUGGAUGAAGAGUUGUAAUUACUUGUAACCAACUUCAUCUCAUCGGAAGGAAUAAUUCUCUGGCUGGGUUUGAAUGACAUUUUUGACUAACACAUAUGGUUGAAUUACUUUAAUAAACUUAAAUAGGCACAUGGAAGAAAACUUUAAGCCAGUUACUUGAAAGAGCAUAGGGGCUAAAUUGAGUUAACUGCUACAUUGUC
Trichoderma virens Gv29-8 is the source of this 1854-nucleotide messenger RNA. RefSeq lists its product as uncharacterized. Gene Ontology annotation, biological process: transmembrane transport. The coding region runs from base 1 to 1560 and encodes 519 amino acids. The transcript has 4 exons. Lineage: Eukaryota; Fungi; Ascomycota; Sordariomycetes; Hypocreales; Hypocreaceae. Gene Ontology annotation, molecular function: transmembrane transporter activity. Gene Ontology annotation, cellular component: membrane. The record is from RefSeq and is a predicted model, not a curated record.